AGCACGGAGCUUUCGCCGGAGAGUCGAGCCUCUCGAAGAGCUUUUCUCCCUCGUUCUUUUCAUCAACUGUGCUUCUCUCAUGUCCCCUUCGGACAAACGCGUUUCGCUAUUUCUUCUUGCACAUUAGUUUUUCGCCAACAUACCGUGGGUGGGUGCGUGCGUAUGUGUUUGCGGGUGCGUGUCUGUGCUUUUUUUCGUGUGUCCAUGUGCGUGUGUUACAUUUGCACGGUUUUAUCUGGGACAAAGCUGCCGACAUCGAAAAACCCCGAUGAAUGAUAAACUACGUGACCGGGAAGCGGUAAAAGGAAAUUCCCGGAGGGAGCGUGAAUUAUCGAAACUCUAGUGAGACAAGAAAAAGUGGGAAGGGGGAAUAUGAAAGAAGGAAAAUGGCGAAGGAAGGAAAAGAGAUCGGGCGAGCGCCGCUGGCAAAUCCUCUCGGGACUUUCGCCGCGUCGUAACGAUUUAGUUGUGUAAAACAGGUUGAAGAGGGUUGAGAGAGCGACCUGGUCGUUAACGGUCUCGUGAUUAUUUUUGCAUCGACCUGCGGAUCCCGGAAAUCAGAAGCGGAAGAUUAAAAAAACAAAGCCAGCGCAUACAGUCUUGAAGAAGGAGGGGGAAGGCGAGGGAGAGGUAAACGAGGCAACGGGGACGGAUUUGAAAGGAACUAAGACAGAAAGAACCGGAGUUGAGUGGUUGAUGUCGUAAACAUAUAUAUACGGCUGCGAAACAGUGGAUUUUGAGAGAUUUUUGCAAAGUCGAUGAAGAAGAAGGGGGAGGAGAGAUACUAAAAAAGAAUUUUUCUAAUCGCUCAGAUGAGCUUGAAGAAAGCUCUUUCACGUUCGGUGAGAUAUUGAUGUGGAAAUAAUUAGGUUUGAGAAGACGGCCAGUUCAACAUCAGAGGGUAUCAAUGUGAAGGGGAGGUGAAAAAACCCGUGUAUCUCACGCUCUUUUCAAGGCCGGAGGAGGAAUACAAACGUAACGAAAAAGAAGUAGAAGGGGUGGAAGGAAGAAAAAAAGCAAAAGAAAAUGACGCUUCUGGAAAGUACGUAGUUUAUGGCGCGGCAUAAAUAACGCGACGUGGCGCUGUGGCCUUUUCUGUACCAACACGACGAGAGCCAAGCCCCUGAAAAGGCGGCGAGGGGGGUGAAAAAGCAGAAGGAGAUCCAAAAGAAAAGGAAAGCCAAGGGAUACAAGCACGAGCGAUUUCGCGACUCGCAUAUCGCACGCCGGAGAAAGAGGAAGAAGGAAGAGUGUUGGGGAGGAGGGUGAGUGAAGAGAUCGAUGCCGCUUAAGGCUUGUACGGCUUGGUAAAGCCCAUCUAUCCCGAAAGUUUAUCCCGCGAAGAAGUGCGAGGAAUAACGAUAGAAAGCAUCGGCCUCAGCGAAGCCACAAAGACGAAAAGGGCCGAAUGGGAGCGGAGGAGAAAGCGAGAAAAGGAAUAUCGGGAGCUCAUAACUUGGAUAGCGACGGCUAAACAGCCCGAAAAAAAAAAUAAAAAUAAACGAAUCAAAAGUGAAAGAAGUACAUACGAGGAAGAAAAGGCAAAAGCGAAAGAGAAUUAACGACACGAAGGAGCUGUAAACGAAUCGUAAAACUGGCGCUGAAAAUACGUGAAUAUCCGUAUCGAUGGAAAUAAACACUAACAGAGUUACACCGGUGAAGAAUGUUGGAAAAAAAUAGAUAAGAAGCGAAAACUCACGACCAUCAGGAGCCCGUCAAAAAGGGGCAAACUGGAAGAAGAUAAGAGGACAAAGGGACAGUUCGAAAGGUGGAAAAUACGUACAGGAUCUUUCGAAAUAUUAAAAUCACGAAAUAGCAAAGCGAAAGAAGCAGGCGAUAAGUCGGAUCUCGAACGAGAGACAUUUAGGGUGAACAUUUUUUUUUAAACGAAUAGAAACAAGAAACGCAAGACAGCCUGCUGGAUCAUCUGACGACAUGGGGUUGCUGAUGUUACUCGUGGCAACAGCCAUUCUCUUGGGUUCCUGCCAGACGAAUGAGCAUGUCUCGUUUUACGGUGCGAGCUACAUCCAUUUUCCAGUGCAAGAAGCGAAGGGUGGUACGGACAUCAGUUUUCGCUUCCGAACCCACCUACCAGACGCGAUUUUGAUCCUCGCCGCGGGCAAGACGGAUUACUGUUUGAUCAAGCUCGAAGCUGGCAGAUUAAAGGUGCACAUCAAUCUUGGAGCCGGUGAGAGCGAACUUGCGAGCCCCAGUGGAUUAACCCUCAACGACCUAACGUGGCACGAAGUGAAUAUUACGAGACGAGAAGCGAAUAUAACGCUUCAGAUUGACGUUAUACACACUACGAGGUCAAUUCUGCCAGGAAGAUUUUUCGAGUUGAACAUACAUUACGGCGUCUACAUUGGUGGCCUCGGAUACUUCAACGAGCUAUUUCUAGGUCACACAGAAUAUUUGAGAGGAUGCAUGGCGGAUAUAACGUACAACGGAGCAAGGGUCGUGGAAUAUGCAAAGUCAAGGAAAAGCAAGUCCGAAGCAGUUGCUGUUACAUGGGGAUGUUCCGCUGAAUUUGAUGCCUCGAGAGACGUCGAAGUGAGUUUCGUUGAGGACGGCGCAUUCACUUCAAUACCGCGUCCGAUACCCAGGCACGGUUCAAGAUGGGAAUUCGAAUUGAAAACGGGAUCGGACAGUGGGAUGCUGCUGUACAACACGGGACAUGCCUCUCACGCCGAUUACUUGGGUAUCGAGCUUCACAAUGGCAAUAUACGAGUUCUGAUGAACAAAGGAAACGGACCUAGCGAGCUGACACACACGAGAAACGUGACGGAUGGAAAGUGGCAUCGUGUGAGCGUGGAUUUCAAUCCAAGCAUGAUUACGAUCAAAAUCGACGAGCUCGAGAAACGAAUGAAUCUGCCAUCCGGUGGUAAUCGUUAUCUCGAUCUUGCCGAGACUAUUUACAUCGGGGGUACCGAAUUGAACAAGAGAGCACGCGCCAUCGCAAAGGGAUUGAAUUCGGGACACAAAAGUUACAAGGGUUGCCUCAGAGAUAUGACACUGGAUGGGAAACCCCUCGGUCUACCGGACGUCAAAGUCAGUCAGGGCAUAGUUGCUGGUUGUGUUUGGCGAUACCCGUGCUUCAUCGACAAAAUGCCAUGUCGUCGAGAUUCCAUCUGCCAGCAAAUCGGCGUCGCCUCCUUCAACUGUAAAUGUGACCUGCGAGAUUCUUGCGUCAGGGAUGAUUACGUCGACGAUAGUGCGGUAAACGGAAGCUCGAAUUUGCCUGUCAACCUGGAUAUCCUGUCGUUGACUCCAUUAUCUGUUUUCGAAGGGGAAAAAGUGUUUCUGAGCCGGGAUAACAUCGAUGUGAUAAUGGACGUUGUGAGAUACGGUAUGGAGGAUGACGGGAUGGGAAUGGUUGUCAUUAUUCCACCAGCACACGGUACGAUCAGCCAGGAAACACGGACACUUGAGAGGAACAGUUCGUUCACGUUGCGGGACAUCCAUAUGGACAAGAUUCAGUACAUUCACGAUGGCAGCGAAAGCACGUCAGACCGGAUGAUCCUGGAAUUGAGGCUGACUGGCGGUGCAGACUUCAAGCUGCCUAGUUAUCUCGAAGGUGGCUUGAGAUUUCCACUUGGCGUGAACAUCACGCCGGUUAACGACCCACCCGUACUCGAAAUACCCACAACGAAAGUCCUCCGGCUUGCUCAAGGGACGAGGCGAACGCUGAGUAAAGAACUCGUCUGGACGGUGGACGCUGACACGCCUUCGGAGAUGCUGACCUACACUGUUCUUAGAGCAGACACGGACGCAGGACACGUCGAAAGACUGAGCGAGCCCGGAAAAUCCAUAGUGACCUUCACACAGGCCGAACUACUACGCGGUAACAUCGCGUACGUCCAUCGUGGAAACGCAAAAUCAAAUGCCCUGCUGGGACUCCAAGUGAGCGAUGGACAGGCGAGCAGUCUUUCAGGGUUUCUCCGGAUCUCUGCGUAUCCUCUUCAAAUAAAAUUAAUACACAACACGGGCCUGGUGGUAGUUCACCGUUCGUUCAGCCAUUUGCGAUCGUCGAAUCUAUCUUUCGCAACAAAUUCCGACGACACGAGCAUCGAGAUACUUUAUCAGAUAGUGACACUUCCGAUGUACGGUACGUUACAAAGAUUCAAUAACUCGACUGGCUCGUGGACGAGCGUUGAUCGUUUUACCAGUCGCGACAUCGAGAACGAAAAUAUACGUUAUCUGCACAAUAUCGAUAUUCCAAGCACGGACGAAUUCAAGUUUCAAGCAAGCGUACGGGAAGUAAAGACUCAGCAGAACUUUGAUUUUCGUAUAAACUUUAUCGACCUGGAGUUGAAGGAGACGAAGAGAAUGGCGGUGAACUUUAGCAAUGGGAUCGAAAGUCAUGUGAGCUCGGAGAACUUGAAGUAUCAAACGAACCCGCUGGUCACUUAUCCUAGUAAAAUCAAAUAUACCAUUAUGACGGGAACCAAGUAUGGUUACGUAGUGUUGGUUGAUUCGAUACUCCGAGACGGUGAUACGUUCACACAGGAUGAUAUCGACGCUGGUAGAAUGAAGUAUCGCCUCUUCAAGAGCCCGUACUCGUCUAUUCACGAUGGCUUAACUUUUCAAGUAAGCGCACCCCAGUGUCAAUCGAUAUUGUCCAAUCUCAGUCUGAUAUAUAAUCGUUCGGGAAAGAACACCAAAAGUUUGGAGCAUCACGAAACCCUCAGAGCGGAGGAAGGCUCGAAAGUUCCUCUCAAUAUCAUCUUCCCAGACGCGAAGACUUACGGAGCCGACAAAAUUUUGUACAACAUAACGAUUAUGCCUAAAAACGGUUGGCUCACGGUAGACUCUCCGGAUGGGGUGGUAAUCCGCGAGAACGCUACUUACUUCACGUCCGAUGAGCUCGAGGAAAAACGCGUCAACUAUCACCACGACGACAGCGAAACCGAUCGGGACCUUUUCAAAUACGUUGGGGUCGCGAGCGACGACACAGAUUUCAUGUACGCAGGCCUCUUCGACGUUCGAGUUAAGCUCCUGAACGACAAUCCACCGAUCAGAAAAACCAUUAAAGAUUUUCACGUCGUUACCAACGGCGAACGGCCCUUGAGCAGUGACGAAUUGUCAUACGUCGAUAUCGACACUGGCACAAAUCCAAACGACCUCGUUUACCACAAAAGAAAUACCGGCAACGUAUCCGCUUACCGAAUCGAUGAUAACUCUCGCCGAAAUCUCAACGAAUUCACACAACAAGAUAUUAACGAUCGUAAAAUCAUGAUCAAGCACAACAAUGGCGAUGAGAGAAGCGAUUUUCAAUUCACCGUAACCGACGGUCAAUGGAAGAUCAAUGAUCGGCUUGUCGUCAUAGCGAGCCCGCCCUACGUGCAUUUCCUCAAAAGCAACGCUUCGAUCGUGCGAUUCAAUGCUUCGGUCAUUCUGACCCUUCGGGAAAUCGACGUUGAAACUAAUGUGAAUAUUAACGACAAGGAAAUCAAAUUCGCCGUAAUAGCGCGACCCAAACACGGCGCAGUACUUCGAAACGGUCGGGAAACUUGGAACUUUUCCCGCGAUGAUUUGAUCCGCGAGACACUAGCUUAUCGGCACUACGGUAAUUCGUCGUCCAAAGACGACUUCAAGAUUCGUGCCCAAGUACGCAAUGUCAGCUCCGAAACACGAGUGACAGUCAAAGUUUACGGCAAAUCUUACUGGGAAGCGUUGAUCAUUCGAAACAAUCGGACUAUUCUCGUUGAAGAAACGACCAGCGUCGUGCUGAGCAGAAAAAAUCUGGACAUUCAACAUCCGAACAUAACGCCAUCGGAAAUCGUGUACUUCGUCCGCGAGAGACCAAAGUACGGCUACUUGGAAGUUCAAAAUAACGACGAGACCCAUACGGAGGAAACGUCGAAGGAAGAGGAUGAUCCCAGCCUCGUUAAACACUUUGAUCAAGCUAUGAUAAACGAGGGUCGUAUAUAUUACGUUCAAUCGAUGAUCAACCGUACGCAAGAUCAGUUUGUAGUCGACGUUACGAACGGGGUGACUUGGACGCGUGGCCUAGUCGUUAAGUUCGUCAUAAUACCUGACAAAGUUUACAUCGAAUCAGCUGGAAAUCUAACGGUUCUCGAAGGCAAAAGUUUUGUAUUAAAACCCGCCGAUUUCAGAGUUGUGACGGCUUAUUACGCGGGCAAGAUAACCGAUUAUCGCAUCAUCGCCAAACCGAAACACGGUGUUAUCGUUGAUUCAACGAGAAAUAACGCGAUCAAGAAGUUCUCUCAGAAGCAUCUCAACGCGAGUGUCAUUGUCUAUAAACACAACGGUGACGAAUACCCUCAUGAUAAUUUAAGCAUCAUCGCAAUCGCCGGCGACAAAACUAGUGGACCCAUUGAUUUCAGGAUAAACGUCAUUCCCAUUAACGACGAAAUACCCGUGCUCGUUAAUCAUACUGAUAUCGACGUAUGGCAAGGUGGCAGCGUUGUUAUCAAUUCCCAACAAUUAGCGAGCGUCGACAACGACACAGGACCUAAUGAACUUAUUUACAAUUUGACCAGUGUCAGGAAUGGAUAUUUAUGGCACAACGAUACGCCUCAUGUCUACAUCUAUAAUUUCACCCAGGCGCAGAUCAACCGGGGCAACAUCAUCUUCACCCAUACGAAUAGCACCGCAGCAUCAUUCUCCUUCGUUCUAUCCGACGGAGUACACUCAACAACUAAUAAUGAGAUUUCCAUAACGACAAGACCCGUCGAACUUACGAUCAACGUCAACAAUCCGUUGAACGUAUUUCCCCUCACGAGAAAAUCGAUCUCGACGAUGUUACUCGUAACCACGUGUUCUGAUCCCAAACGCGACGUGAGAUAUAGCGUGCGGAAAAGACCUAACUUAGGGAAAAUCAUAAUGGAAACUAGUGAGGGAACUUGGCAGGAAGUCGACCGAUUUACUCAGAACGACGUGAAUGCGAGCAGAGUCACGUACGAGCACACUAAACAAUUUAUGGAUCUUUCAACCAACGAUUCCUUCGUAUUCGAGGUGGAAACUCAUUUCGCCGAACCCAUAGCAAAUCAGGUAUUUCGAAUAGACGUUUCCGUAUCGAGCGGCGGUUUGGACAGAUACAUAACGGCGAAAACGGUGCGGGUGGAAGAAGGGGGAUCGGCAAGCGUCGUCAUGAAUAUAAGCGGGAUCAUCAAAUAUCUGCGAACGAAAGCCGGCAUCGAGUCACCAAUCGUACUUUCAAAAUUAGUUAGCCAGCCGAGUCACGGUCACGUGAUGUUACUGCCCGAUUUAAACAUAACGACAUUCGAUCAGCAGCAGAUUGAGAACGAGAAAAUAGCCUAUUACCACGAUCAUUCGGACACCCUGGAGGACCGUAUAGCCUUCUCACUGUACCUCUCGCCAGGUCACGUAAUGCUAUGCAACACGAGCAUACCAGUGGUUAUAAAUCCGGUGAACGACGAGCCGUUUAGGCUCAUAACGAACGAGCCGUUUAUCACAGUAGUUCAAAAUCAAACGCGAACGAUAAAACGCACGAAUCUCUUGACAAUCGAUCCCGAUACAGGACCGGAUGGCAUAGUGUACGAGCUCAUUUCCGGGCUAACUUGUGGCCGAUUUCUGCUGGUGCCAUACGAACAAAACACAUCGGACGUUCAACCGGUCACCCGAUGGACGCAAGAUGACAUCGAUAACAAUCGGCUCGUCUACGAGCACAACGGUACCACUCAGGCCGCCUCAUUCUACUUCCGAGUGUCCGAUCAAAGUUUCAAUCCAGUUUACAAACUGUUCAACGUCCAAGUUUUACCGAUUCGCCUGAACGUGACCGUAGCACAACCAGUCAGCUUGCCCCAGGGUUCCAACAUGGCAGACAUAUCAGAAAACAACGUGAAAUUAGACACGAACGCGCGACAGGAACAGGUCAUGUAUGAAAUAACUGAAUCACCGAAACACGGGAUGCUCUAUGUGCGAGACGUUGCAGCUAUAAACUUCAAACACGCUGAUUUGCUCUCGAAAAGUGUGAUUUUCGUGCAAACCGAUAUGAGCGUGUCGAACGAUAGUUUCUCCAUGACUGCGAGACUGAGCAAUUAUCGAACGAGCGAAGUCAGAGUCGACAUUAAAGUCGCGCCGUUGAUGAUAAUGCAAUCGAUGAGCGCAAUCGCAGGCGAAAAGACACGGAUGACGCGCAAGCACAUGGACGCUACGCCUUUGGCUGAGUUGACCCGCAGUACGCCGCAAUAUCGGAUCACGAGGAAGCCGAAAUACUGCAAGAUCAAACGUAUAAUCAGAAGUUACGGGGACAAAAGAGUGUCCCGCGAACGAGAAGUGUCCAGGUUCGCCCAUUCCGAAAUAAUAUCCGAAGUUAUUUACGUCGUCUGCCGUAGGUUACCACCAACCGAAGCUGACGGAUUGACCGACAACUUUGAGUUUAGCCUAACAGCCGCGAGUUAUCAACCAGCGACCGGUCUUUUCGUAAUCAGAGUCAGAAACAGUUCGGGCGAGGCAAACAGCACUUUGAGCGGGCCAAUGGACCCCGUUGGUCACGAGGGAGAAAUGGCCGUAGCCCCGAAUACGAGCAACGAUUACAUACUCAUAAUCGGCAUGUUACUCGGCGUCUUUUUGCUCGGUGUCGUUGUUAUAAUAACGAUCAGAUGUCGUCACAAUCGGUACAAACACAACGACGAGGACAAACAAGCGGAACCCAGUCCUGCUACCGUCGGCGUCAUACCCCUACCAAGACCUCCCGAUCAUCUCAUGCCUGCAACCAGCUCUAGACACAAUCUCAAGCGUUUCGGCGAUCAUGCAAGCGGCGUUACUUCCAGUACACCUUUGCCCAUUCAACCCACCACUACUACAUCCACUUUGCCGCAGUGCAAAGUUAUACCGCUCAGUGCUCUUGAUAGUGUAACAGGCUCCGAAGCCGAUGUUUCCUCGAGAUAUCCCUACGGCGUUGCGGACGGCGACGACUGGAGCAGCUUCGAGACCGGGGAACUUCCAUGCCAAACGGCCACCACUCGGAGACCGAACCCUCUUUUACGGCGCAAUCAAUAUUGGGUCUAGCAGGAGGCCCAGGCCCAAAUGGGGCCGCGAUACCCUUUGUGAGAUACGUUCGAAUUAAACGUAUAGUAUAAUACAUGAACUCAGCUGUGACACGCCUAACAAAGACUUUACACGUUGUAUAACCUAGAUUACUAACGUUAUAUUUAUCUAUCCAGGGCUCCUGCGGUAUUGGGCGAUCCGGUCAUUUCGUACAAACGCGACCUUUACUCCACCCCGAACGAUAAUCCGAUCGAACGUUUUUUAUCGUUUUAUAAUCACGACCUUUCAUUUCGGAUCAUUCAAUAACCACCCACCGGGAAUUCGUUUUAUUGGGAAAAAGUAUAAAAACUCGGUGAACCGCGAGCCAGCAGAUGAGAGGGGAGACCGAUACUGGUUGGCCAACUUUUCAAACUAUUGUUUGUAAACAUGGAACUAAAGACGAUUUGAAAAACCAACUGGUUAUUUCGAAUAGAAGCAACCUUCCUCUAUCUCAGAUGAAAAUUUGAAUUUUUUAAUUUAAAACGAAAUGAGUUAUUGAAUUGCUUUUUUAACGAACUGUUUUUAUGUCAACCGACCCCACGGUCGAGGCAAGUUGACACGAGCAUUGGGGCAAGUUGACUAUCGUACCAUUUUUACCUGAUAAUCAACUAAGUAUUAGUGAAAUUAAUAAAAACGGAUAGUUAUCAAUAUUAUUCAUUUGAUGAUUCGAACAAUGUAUACAAAAUAGUGACAUACGUGAAUGUAAAGAUAAUUUUUGUCCAUAAGCGUGAGAAAAAGGAAUGUUUGAUCCUCAUCCUCGUAAUUAAAAUCAAAAUUGCAGUUUUUACACACAGAAUAUUAUUAUAUAUUUUUACUGGCACACCUCGAGUGGGUCCCAUUUAGAGCACUCGUAUACGUCGACACAUGCGUUAACCAACUCCAUACCACUGUUGGCCUACUCUUACCCUGCACUUCUUUUUUUAGCAACAACGUUCUACCAGCAAAUUAUAGCGAUAAUUAGGAAAAAUACAGUGCUCUAUUAUAGUUCAACGUACGAAUAUAUUCACGUAGAGGAUUAUUAUAAUAAUUGGGAUAAAAUUCGAGGCAGCAGGAGAUUGAUAAGAUUGACGUAAAAAUUUGGUUUUGUAUCUGGAUUUACGAAAAUUCUUCACUGUUCCUAAACGACGUGUCGCACGGACCCGUUGGGACAUAUGAAUGAGAAAGAGGUUGCAAUGAACAAUUAUAUCAACCGGGCGUAUGUUUACAUUCCGUAGUUUGGAUGUUAUUGUUUAUUGGUCAACUCGCGCCGUUGGCCAACUAGCCCUGGUCUCCUCUACUGCUUGUUCCCGAGACUCUUGAUAAGGACGAAGCUCUUGAUUAAAGGCCAAUUUCAAAGAAACGAAAUGAACUGGUGACAACUCUGAAUGAUUCCUGAUUACUUUUACCCGCGCGAUUAAGCCCGAAACGAACCAGCCGGCGCCGCCCAAUCCGAGUUGACCUGUAUAUUAUAUAUACGUAUAUAUACAAAUAUAUUUAGUUAUAGAAUUAUAAUUGAGGAAUGACGUAUGUUGAGGCGGUGCAAGACUGUUUGUACUUUUUCUUCGGUUAACAAUGACGAUCGAACUAGCGGGUUUGCUGGCCAUAUUCUACGCUCCCGUCCAUGUUAGGCGGGAUCAGAAGCCCGCAUCCUCCACCUACUCGGUUUGCAUUAUUAGGUUAUUUUGUACAUAUUAAUAGGUUUAAACAAACGGCCUCAAUCCUUAAAACUGAAGAAAGAAAAUAAUGAAACUAUUUCGGAAAAUAAAAAAAAGAGCGUUGGUAUAUCACAAAUUGGCAGAAUGUCGAAAACGUGAAAAUAACUUUUGAUCGAUGAGCACGGUUGGCGAAUCGCGUUGCUCCCCGUAAUGGUAUUUUUGACCAAUCCAUUCGAUAUUUAAUAUUCCUCUGAAUGCUAACGAACGCGGUCACCGAAUCAUUCAUUUUUUACGGAAGGAUAACAUUUCUUUCUUUCGUUGAUUGUUUCUCGCUGCUUUCGGGCACGAAAAUUUAUUUCCGGGUUGCCACCCAUAUUUUGCGAAUCAAUCCCAUUUGAUAUUGAAUCGACAACUGGAUACGAGCGAAAAAUGUUUGCCGGGAUAACGGUCCUCCCAACCUUUCAACGACUUUUUCACAAAGUUCUUCUUUUCAUUUGAAAACGACAAGCCAAGCAUGACAAAUCGAACCAAAAACGAGACUAUCCCUUGUAUAAAUGCGCCAAAGAAAUCUGUUUCAUAAAAGAAGAAGAGGCGGAAUGGCUGAAUGGGAAUUUACGAAAGUACAUUUUCCCUCAACCUAAUCACGGUAAUUAAGUCAUUUUCAGAAUCACUAGGAUUAAAUAUAAAUAUGGUGAGAAUACGAGCGCGGAAGUUUUAGGAGUCGAUGUCAUAUUAAACGAUGGCCUAUAUGCUUGAGGGCCUUCGAAACGGCCGAAAAGCGCAAGGGUAAAAAAAGAUUAUUGUAACAAAAAAAGGUCCCGGAUUCGAAGAAAAAAACGAAAUACAGAGCAAAUGAUACUUUAACCGUAAAAAAAGUAAAUAACUAUGAAAGAAAGUUGCGUAUACUUGCACCGGUUUACUCGGCCUAAAAAUAUUUAAUCGGAACAAAAACACUCACACACACAAACACACACACGUAUAUAUAUAUAUAUAUUAAUAAAAAUCAAUCGGACUGUCUGUCUAUAUACCACGAGAAUAACACGAAAUAUAAUUUUUUUACUUUUACACACUUAUCAUUUGGCGUAGUUAUAGAUAGUUUUAUCGCGCACUUUUUCAUCGCGAUAUCACGUACACACAUUUAUAUUUAUAUAAACACGUAUAUGUGCUCAAAAAAUGCAUGUAUGUGUACGUUUAUGUAUAAAUAUGAAGGUUAAUUAAACAAGACCUAAUUUUAUUUUAGACCCAAGAAAGGGGGAGAAUAAGGAUGACGAAUGAAGAGAACUUUCAGCAAGCCCGGCAUAAUUAUUUAAACACGAAAGCGCAUGUAUUCAUAUGUAUAUGAUAUAUAUGUACAUAAUAAAUAUUCGACUACGAAGGGAUUUGCAAAAAAUCGGAGGAAAAACGUCCAGAAUACGACCGGUCGAUGUUAUACGUGUCUUAUAUGAUAAAACAUUAAAAACCGAUCGAUGUUACGUGUCUUAAUGUUUUUAUUGUAAGUAUAUGAAGAGAAUUAAAAUAUUAAUAUCGAUCGCACGGGAAAUUUGAUCGAGGAUGUUUAAUCUUUAUUCGAUCACCCGAAAAUACUUGAGUCGCAAAAAUACUACUAUUGGAGAUUAAAAAAUAACGUGCUAAGGCAUAUCAUCGUUUGGCGAUGCACAACCUUCUAUGGCCUAAAAUUUACAGUAUAACUAUUAAUGCUGUUUGCAAUUAUGGAAAUUCAGUCUUUUCAAAACGUGUAGCACGUUUUUGUGACACUUUUCGGGAAAUAUUCCAAAUCAUAAUUUUCUUUCAUUUUUUCUUACAACUCCGAUUUAUUUGGAUUCGAUUCUCAAUUGAUUAUCCUGUAAACAAACACCGAGAGACGAAGCUAUACAACUUUAAUCACACACGCGGCUACGAAAUCAUUCAAGCUCAUAAUAGACGGGGACUUUGCCAGUUAAAAAUAUUAGAAAACCAAUCGAGCAUCUCUGAGCUCUCGCAGAACGAUAAUUCUACAAAUUCGUCGGAUUUUAUCAAAUUUCAUCGCUGGUUUUAUCAUUUUUUUUUUUUUUUUUUUUUUUUUUGAAUCUCUUAUUUAACCGAAAUUAUUGAACCGUGAAUUGAAUAUGAUGCUCCGAUAUAUAGAAAUCGGCUUGAUGAUUCAACCUCAAUAUAGUAACAAAAAAUACAAAGAAUGAAGUUCAAAAUGACAUUCCGGAGAUAUCAAUCGAUUGAACGUAUAACACGAAAAUCCUCGUGAAUUAAUAUCAACAGAUAAAAAACGUACGUUUGCGUCAGUCUGAGAAGAACGAAAGCUCGAUACAGCCAAAAGAAGAUGGAAAGUUAUAAAGUUUCAAAGAAAAAAAGCGCGAUAGUCUCUCCUUUUUUGGUCAAUAGUUAUUCACCAUAGCAGAUACGAUUAAUCAAAAGAUUAUUCGAGCGUGUUUCAGUAUUACAAUAGUAUAUACGUAAAAAGGGAAAAAUGAAAAGAGAAACUAAGGAAAAAAGAAAACAGAGGAAUAUAUGAGCGUUGAACGAAUAAGAGAUAAAGAAUGCCUCGCGCCCGUUGACUUAUAAGUGAGUUUGUUGAACGAGAGAUGAUUGAUUUUUUUUGUAUUUUUCAAUAUAUUCAAUCACCUUAAACACGUUGAAUCAAGAACUUCUACUUCGCAACACCGGAUUAAAAAAUAGAUUAUUGUAAUGCGCGUAACGUUUCAUCGUUCCGUAUAUAGUGAUAUUAAAUUAUACGGAAAGUAUAUUUCUGUAUGAAUAAACAAAAAAGAUGAGACGAACAUUAUUUAAUGUGUUGCAGAUCAAUUUCGCUAUUAUUAGUUUUAUAGAUUCACCUGAAGUAAAACAAUAAACAAUGUUACGCUCGAGAGGAAUAUUAUGAUUACCAUUUUGGCACCCUCUGUCGAAACUCUCUCAAGCUUCUUUGCAUGUGGGGCAUUCCAGGCCAAAUCCACCACUUUCGAAUCCCCGACCUCUUUCGAUUGGGCGGAACUUUUUUAUCUUUUUCUACUGUACUAAAGAAAAUUUUUCAAAUUUUUUUUUUCGAGCCCAAAAAUAGUUGUGAAUUUAAAACAAAAAUGACGUGAUUCUUGUUCAAAGUGAUAUAACGUUUUCGAAAAUUGAUUUAUUGGGACGUUUUUUUUUUAAGUUUUAUCUUCGAAUGUACUUUUCAGAAAAAAGUAUCAAAAGGUCAUACAAAUCCAUCUUCAACGUUGUUUUUUGCCAUUUUUAGUUUUUUUUUUUCCUUUUCUCCAUAAGAAACUUUGACACUUUCUACAAGUUUGAAAAUUGAAAAAAUCCUAAAAAAUUUCUCUGGUACAGUAGAUAAAGAUAAAAAGGUUUCUUCAAAAUCAAAAGGGGUCGGGUUCAAAAGCGGUCGAUUUGGCCUGGAAUGCCCCAUAUACGUUUCUUCACAUACCCUUCUUUGUAUUCUUACAAAUCGAUGCGAUAUAUAUAUGGAAGAUUCACCUCCCCAAUCACCAAACAUGUGAAAACUUUUUCCGCUAUAAUUUCAGUUAAAUAACAAUCAAAACUCCCCGAAGAAAAAUCGUUAAUUUAAGGAGCGAAUGAACUAGGACGUAUCUUUUUAAAUAAUCUACGGUAAAACCCGACAUGAGUGCCAUAAAAUUUAGAUAUCCUGUAAUUAAGUUAUGAUAGCUGUGUAUUUUCCCUAUCCCGAAGGAUGAAUAUAUAAAUAUAUAUAUAUAUAUAAAUAUAUAUAUACAUGUAUGAAUGUAGAUGCACACAUUUAUAUAUGUAUAUAUCAUUAACUUGUAAUUGAAAAAUAAAAUGAAUGUGCAACGGUUAUACAAGAAAACUUUUCAGAAUGAUAAAUAA
Molecule: messenger RNA, 14477 nt
Organism: Venturia canescens
Lineage: Eukaryota; Metazoa; Arthropoda; Insecta; Hymenoptera; Ichneumonidae
Gene: kon
Product: chondroitin sulfate proteoglycan 4-like protein
Exons: 12
Coding region: 1936-8997 (2353 amino acids)
Biological process (GO): anatomical structure morphogenesis
Source: RefSeq, a predicted model, not a curated record